This is a messenger RNA of Carassius auratus (goldfish), 2632 nucleotides long. Its product is annotated as netrin-G2-like. The record is from RefSeq and is a predicted model, not a curated record. Gene Ontology annotation, biological process: tissue development; axonogenesis; animal organ morphogenesis. Lineage: Eukaryota; Metazoa; Chordata; Actinopteri; Cypriniformes; Cyprinidae. The transcript has 8 exons. Bases 980 to 2632 code for a protein of 550 amino acids.
CUCUGAUCUGUCUCUUUAAGCGGGGCGGACUGCCUCAACUGCUGCUGGGACGGUUCUCUUCAAACCCCUAGAUAAACUUCUGCUCCACACUAGUUAGACUGCACAAGGCAGGCAGGUUGCAGAGGCUAAAAGUAUUUUCAUCGAGGUUUCCAAAGAGGAAUGAAAGUCAGAUAUUGCGUUGCGCAAAUAGAUAGCUACAGUAGAUAAGGCAGAGUGAAUGGAGCAGGAGCGGGGAUGGAAUAAGACAGGAUGGGAACGGGAGGUGGAGUAUUCUGAAGUCUGUCCUUGAGCGCACAGGACAGAGGCAUCAAUGAAGGCAGAGACAGGAAUCGAAACUUUAAAUGCACGGUUUUCAGGCAAUACUUGAUUCGAUUCGGAGGAGUCUGGAUGUAGGGCAUCUAUCUAGAAUGCUUUCCAACAAACUACGCGGCAGCAGAAGAAAGCUCGAAGGAGAAAGCGUUUGCUGUGAUUUAUGGAGCGGAGUAACGUGUGCAUGUGUUUCUCAUCCAUCUCAAGUGAUAUGGCAGGGAACUGACUGAGGGAGAGAGUUUACACUGAAGAAAUUCAUCUGGGAGCCGUAAAAGGUGCUGAGCUCUGGAACCGAGGAAAGGUUACUCAGGCAACCCAUCAGAAAUGAUACAGCUCAUCUCAUCUCACAUUAAUCUUAGUCUGGACUCUGACACCAGGCACCUUCUGAUUGCAUAUGAACCACUAAAUGCACUCCAUGUCUCUGAACUGAAGUAACAUUCAUCCCUGGACUUGAAUUCAGUUGUCAUGUAUAGAAAUUGAACUUUGAGUUCUGAAGAUGUCACAAUAGAUCUAAAAAAUAAUAUCUCAGUGUGAACAGGUUUUACAUUAAGUCACAGUUUUCCACCGAGGACCAGACUUUGCCCUUUUGGAUGGAUAUUGGAAAUUUCGCAAUCUAAUUAAAUUCCAUGCUGAUACACCUAAUAGCUGUGGCGCCCCUUGCCUUUCUCUCAUGCCCAUGGACCCAUCCAGUGCCAUGCUCUCACAGGCGCUCCUGCUCUUACAGUGCAUUAUUCUGACUCUCGGCCAGUACGAUAUCUGUAAGUCGCUGGUCAGCACAGACGAUGGACCAACAUGGGAAUAUUACGCUUGCCAGCCCAAACCCAUGUCCAUGAAGGAGUACAUGCAGAUUAGAGUGGAGCCUCCCGAUAUCACAUGUGGGAAUCCACCGGAGAGGUUCUGCACUCUGGAAAACCCAUACCUGUGCAGUGACGAAUGCGAUGCCUCCACCAAAGAACUUGCCCAUCCUCCAGAGCUGAUGCAAGACCCUGAGCGAACUGGACUCAUCACGUACUGGCAGACUGUAACAUGGAGUCGUUUUCCUGAGCCUCUUCAGGCCAACAUAUCCUUAUCCUGGAACAAAAGCCUGGAGUUAACAGAUGACAUCCAGAUAACCUUUGAGUAUGGAAGGCCCACAAUAAUGGUGCUGGACAAGUCCCUGAAUUAUGGACGAACCUGGCAGCCUUAUCAGUACUAUGCCGAUGACUGCAUGGACGGCUUCGGGAUGUUGCCAAAGAGGGUGCAGGAUCUGUCGGCCACGAACGUGACUAGAGUCAUAUGUACAGAGCAAUACUCUCGCUGGGUCGGUUCCAAGAAUGAGAAGAAUGUGCGGUUUGAGGUCCGGGAACGCUUUGCCAUAUUCGCUGGGACAAAAUUACAAAACAUGGACAACUUAUACACGCGCAUGGAGAGUAUGAAAGGCCUGCGAGACUUUUUCACCUUCACAAACCUACGCCUUCGGCUGCUGAGACCGGCGCUUGGAGGAACAUACGUACAAAGAGACAACCUUCUCAAGUACUUUUACGCCAUCUCCAAUAUCGACAUACCAGCAAGAUGUAAGUGUAACCUCCACGCCGGUCAGUGCUCCCUCCGUGACGGGACCCUUCAGUGCGACUGCGAGCACAACACCACUGGACAAGACUGUUCGGCAUGCGAGAGAGGAUUCAAAGCAAAGUCCUGGAAGCCUGGCUCAUUCCUGCCCACCCCAAACGGCUCCCCAAACAUUUGUGAGGCGUCGGGAACGUCUGACAACUGUGAGUGCAACGGUCACUCAAAUCGCUGCAGUUACAUUGAUUUCAUCAACAUUGUGACUUGUGUGAGCUGCAAACACAACACUAGAGGGCAGAACUGUCAGCACUGCCGCCUCGGAUACUUCCGGAAUGCUUCCGCUGAGCUGGACGAUGAGAAUGUUUGCAUAGAAUGUAACUGUAAUCAGCUGGGCUCUCUACACGCCCGGUGCAAUGACACAGGCUUCUGCCAGUGUAGAGAGGGCACCACGGGCCAGAAGUGUGAGGACUGCCUGUCUGGAUAUACCUGGAAGCAAGGAUGCAUGCCAAACGUGUGCGAUGACGAGUUCCUCCUGUGUCAGAACGGUGGCUCCUGUAUCCAGAACCAGAAGUGCAUGUGUCCACCCAGCUUUAGGGGUGUUUUGUGCGAGCAGCCACGCUGCCAGGGUGAGAAAGGGUGCGAUGGCGCAUCAGCCUGCUACCUCAGCACACUGACGCUGCUGCUCUGCCUUCUAGCCAACAGCCUGCUUAAAGCCAGCCGCCUAGAAACCCAUCUUAGUUCUGAUAUCAAUUCUAGUCUACGCAGGCCAAAGGGCUGA